AAUCGGAGAGAUCAGACCUGAUCCGCCCGCAGCAGCCGCCGAGCCUCUCCAGCGUGCGCUUCGCUAGACCCCACGGCGCAUGCGGAACCACCUCGCCUCACGCAAGCGCCGAUAGAGUAAGGGCCCCUCUUCGCCACUGACCAUAGAGUCUAGGUCCUCCGAGAACAGGAAGAACGUGGAUCAUAGGAGAAUCCGAAAAGAAGCGGAAGUAAAGAGUGCUGACGCCGGCUGCCGCUUAGCAACGCGAGGCUGGUCAAGUGAUCAGACCAGCUGACUCCGGUGGGGGACGAUCGAGUGCCGGGGUUUGCAGCAGCCACGACUGCCGGGCGGGGAACCCGAGCCGAACCACCGCUGUCAGAAUGUCGGGCAAGGACCGAAUUGAGAUCUUUCCCUCCCGAAUGGCCCAGACCAUCAUGAAGGCUAGAUUAAAAGGAGCACAGACGGGUCGAAACCUCCUGAAGAAAAAAUCUGAUGCCUUAACUCUUCGAUUUCGACAAAUUCUAAAGAAGAUAAUAGAGACUAAAAUGUUGAUGGGUGAAGUGAUGAGAGAAGCUGCUUUUUCACUGGCUGAGGCCAAGUUCACAGCAGGGGACUUUAGUACCACAGUUAUCCAAAAUGUAAACAAAGCCCAGGUGAAGAUACGAGCAAAGAAAGAUAAUGUAGCAGGUGUUACUUUACCAGUAUUUGAACAUUACCAUGAGGGCACAGACAGUUAUGAACUGACUGGUUUAGCCAGAGGUGGGGAGCAGUUGGCUAAAUUAAAGAGGAAUUAUGCCAAAGCAGUGGAACUACUGGUGGAACUAGCUUCACUGCAGACGUCCUUUGUUACUUUGGAUGAAGCUAUUAAGAUAACCAACAGGCGUGUAAAUGCCAUUGAACAUGUUAUCAUUCCCCGGAUUGAACGUACCCUUGCUUAUAUCAUCACGGAGCUGGAUGAGAGAGAACGAGAAGAGUUCUACAGGUUAAAGAAAAUACAGGAGAAGAAAAAAGUUCUCAAGGAAAAAUCUGAGAAGGAUUUGGAACAACGAAGGGCAGCUGGAGAGGUGCCGGAGCCUGCUAAUCUUCUGGCUGAAGAGAAAGAUGAGGAUCUUUUGUUUGAAUAAUCUUUCUUGCUGUGGUUCUUUCUGAAACCCUAACAUGGCACCAUUCUCAUUCAUGGUGUAUAGAUUUGGUAUGUGUGGCUAUUUAUUUUUUGGCCUAAGAUUUCCACUUAUGGGGUCAUCUUUGUGGAAACACAUUUCAGCAAUCGUUUAUCACAGAUGAGAUUUGUAGAAACAUCGCAGGAGCAUAUAGCAGUGUCUGCACUUACUCUGAAGUGUCUCCCUACUCCAUUGACAUCUGUGUUUCAAAUGAUCCAUUUAUCAUUAGAAAAUACCCAUUAGGAAACAGCAGUGUCUCAGGUCAGCACAUGUAGGCCAACUACUGCUGGGCACCCUUUGUUCCUACCCACUUCAGACCUUGGGGCUGUCUUGAGAUUGAUGCAGCUAUCCUUGUGUUACUGUGGUACUUCUCUCCUCAAGCUUUCUGAAAACCUAAUUUUCGUGCAUGACAGAUCUCUGUCCUGUCCUGGCAGCAGUUCUGCCAAUUUAAAUGUAACUAUGAUAUAAAGAGUAAAAUGGUUUUAAAAUGGACUGUUCUAAUCAUGUUCU
Talpa occidentalis (Iberian mole) is the source of this 1649-nucleotide messenger RNA. It is a transcript of the gene ATP6V1D, whose product is annotated as ATPase H+ transporting V1 subunit D. The record is from RefSeq and is a predicted model, not a curated record. Gene Ontology annotation, molecular function: proton-transporting ATPase activity, rotational mechanism. The transcript is spliced from 10 exons. Gene Ontology annotation, cellular component: proton-transporting V-type ATPase complex. Bases 360 to 1103 code for a protein of 247 amino acids. NCBI's taxonomy places the organism in Eukaryota, Metazoa, Chordata, Mammalia, Eulipotyphla, Talpidae.